CGAUGCCGUCAUCCUUCAGAAACAGGAAGUAGCGUGACAGAGAGGAAGCUCCGCGGACUUUAAUUUGUUGUUCAGUCGGUUCCAGUAUAAACAGUAAGACGGACAGUUUUCAGUGUAAAAGGAGCCGCGAUGAAAGAGAAAGCUUUCGUUCUGCUUUAUUGUUUGCUGGUCAUUUCUUUGAUUGAAGGCGAUCAGACUAAAGCGCCGGAUCAUGGGAACGGAACCGGAACCGUCACUACUCCCAAACCCACACACACCAUUAAAACCACCGGGAACUUCACGUUAAACAGCCUGAAUCUGGACGGCUCCAUGAUCCAGAGGGCUCUGUACGUGCUCAUCGGCAUCACCAUUAUCGGAGUGCUGUAUUUCCUGGUCCGGGCGGUCCGUCUGAAGAAAUCUUCCACACCAAGAAAAAAAUACGGACUUCUGACAAACUACGACGACACAGUGGAGAUGGCACAGCUGGAAAGUGACGAAGAUGACAACACUGUGUACGAAGCCAGAUCACUGAGGAGAUGAGUCCUGAGGGCCAAGAGGAUGCUGAAGAUGCAUUUUGGAAGAAAAACUAAAACAGAUGGACUAAUCACACAUAAAGUUCAAAUGACCCAAAAGGACAGAUGAUGGAACCAUAAGUUUUGUGGGAUUGUUUGUUUAAAGGAAAGGUGUAAAAGCUUUUGUUUAUCGUGUUGGUUCUUCAGAGGAAACAUUAUAAAUGCAGUAGAUCAUUACAGAUUUGAAACACACACACACAAAUCCUGAAUGCAGCUGCCUUAUUAAAAGUCUGGUUUAUUCCCGACGUGUGUGUGUGUGUGCGCGCAGAAGAAUCAACAGCAAUGCAAAUGGCAUUGUUUUCUCAAUUAUUACUGAAUAUCUUAUGCACAUCUGGAGCAUUAAAGUGACGUCCACUAGAUGCCUCAUCAGAGCCAAAACAUCUCGGGAUUGCGAGUGGAACUGUGAAACGCGCUACCGAGCCCUGCUUCUUUUUAGGAGUUUGUCCUGUCGUUGUCAUGAUCUGCGUCUCAAAAUGAAAACUCUGAUCUUACGAAUUUUGAAAAGUCUGAAGACUGCUCCAUGAAACAGACCUUUCAGUGGGUUUGAAGGCUCCAUAGGAGAUUUAAAAAAUUCAAACACUAAUGGCCCUUUUCCACUACCCUUUUUCAGCUCACUUCAGCCCGACAUGGCUCGCGUUUCGACUACCAAAGAACAGCACGACUCAGCUCGCUUCAGCCCUGCUUAGCCCCUAAAACUCGCACCGUUUUGGAGUGGGGCUGAAGCGAGCCAAACCGAGCCGAGUGAGGCUGGGGGCGUGAGCAGACACUCCCCUGUGCACUGAUUGGUGAGGAGGAGUGUCCUCACACUCCCACACACGCCCCGUGAGCACGCUGGGAUCUGUAAACACCGUAAACCCGGAAGAAGAAGAAUUACGAAUUACGAGAAUUAUGAAGCCUUAUGCGCCUCGCCUCAUCUAUACGCUCUUGCCAGUAUCUGUUGGCGUUGUUGGUGACAACAAGCCACAGCACCAAGACCAGCAACACUAACGACUCCAUGUUUAUUGUUUACUAUCCGGGUCGUGAGACUACCACUUAAAAGGUCACUGAUGUCACUGUUUGCGCUGCUUAACGACAUCACGUGACGUCCACCCACUUUCGCUAACUCCACCCAAUGUGUCCACCCACUUCCAGCCAGCACGGUUCAGCGCGGUUGUAGUCGAAAUGCAACUCCAACAGCCCCGUUCAGCUCGACUCAGCCCAACUCAGCACGGCACGGCUCAGCCCAACUCAGCCGCGUUUGUAGUGGAAAAGUGGCAUAAACGUCCGAGGAAAAGCAAUACACGAUAACGGUGUAGAAUAAUCCGUAAGCAAGUGGUUUGAGAGUACACUAGUUUGUAUAGUCAAGAUGUCCCAUGGUGUUGAUAUUCUGCCUUCGUUAAUUCGUGAGAACGUGCACAAAUAAUACUCCAAAGGACUGCGGAAUGGACAUGGCAGCCAUUUUGAGUCUGUGAAGUUAAAAACGAGUAUGAUUCAGCCUCAAGUGUGUGGUGAUGGUGUGCGUAAUUUAUUCUUAUUUUGCCAUCAGUGAGACCUUGAGGUAUAAUACAUUACUCAACCUGAGCUAUUAAUCAAAUAUACCAUGAACUUGAGAGGCUUCAGUUGAAAUUAUGGAUUCUCUAAGGGGCGCAGCCAUGAAGAAAAUAGUCCUGUGCCAGUCACCGAAGAGAAUCCGUAAUUCCCGCUGUCUCUGUGGUAUAUUUGAUUUAUACACUACCGUUCAAAAGUUUGGGGUCACCCAGACAAUUUUGUGUCUUCCAUGAAAAGUCACACUUUUAUUUACCACCAUAAGUUGUAAAACGAAUAGAAAAUCUAGUCAAGCCAUUUUUCUGGCCAUUUUGAGCAUUUAAUCGACCCCACAAAUGUGAUGCUCCAGAAACUCAACCUGCUCAAAGGAAGGUCAGUUUUAUAGCUUCUCUAAAGAGCUCAACUGUUUUCAGCUGUGCUAACAUGAUUGUACAAGGGUUUUCUAAUCAUCCAUUAGCCUUCUGAGGCAAUGAGCAAACACAUUGUACCAUUAGAACACUGGAGUGAGAGUUGCUGGAAAUGGGCCUCUAUACACCUAUGGAGAUAUUGCACCAAAAACCAGACAUUUGCAGCUAGAAUAGUCAUUUACCACAUUAGCAAUGUAUAGAGUGGAUUUCUGAUUAGUUUAAAGUGAUCUUCAUUGAAAAGAACAGUGCUUUUCUUUCAAAAACAAGGACAUUUCAAAGUGACCCCAAAUUUUUGAACGGUAGUGUAUCCCUCAUCAAAAAAAUUCCAAACCAAGCGUUAAGAUUGAAUCUCGGCAUAAACUCACUGGAGGCAGCCAUGUUUGUUGUUUACGUUGGAGCGACCUGCGCAUAUACCAUGAUAUCGCUUGCCUCACUAGGCAUGAUCAUGAUACGUAGAUCUACACACACACAAAUCCUCGCAGAGACACAGCUAUGACUCGAGUCGGCUGUAUAGAUUGAAAUUAUGACAUCACUUCAUGGUAUAUCCAAGCUGUACCAUGACUGACUCGCGCCAUAUCCUUUUUUUUUUUUUUUUUUUUGAUGUCACGAGAUGCAUUGCGUAAUCAGUGGCGGAACUAUUUUAUGUCACGUGAACCAUCCUUGACCAAUCCCUGCACGGGAAUUUUUUUGAUGAGUGAUAUAAUGGUAGAUUUUAGCACUCUUGGCUAAGCAGCCAUCACUAAUCAUGCCUUUUUUUUUU
This is a messenger RNA of Neoarius graeffei (lesser salmon catfish), 3242 nucleotides long. RefSeq names its product family with sequence similarity 174 member C (gene fam174c). The record is from RefSeq and is a predicted model, not a curated record. Gene Ontology annotation, cellular component: extracellular region. Lineage: Eukaryota; Metazoa; Chordata; Actinopteri; Siluriformes; Ariidae. The transcript is spliced from 4 exons. The coding region runs from base 130 to 519 and encodes 129 amino acids.